AUGAAGAACCCAUUAGCCAUCAGUUUCGCCCACCAGGUGUUUGUGUUAAUUCCUCAAAGAUAUCGCCUACUUUCAUUAUUGGUUUAUGAGUUUUUUUGUGGCUUUUCUCCCCCCACCCCUUUCUCACAAUCCAUCUGUUAUAGAAAUCGACGGACUGGAACAUGGCUAGCAGCAGUGUCACAUCUAAUUGCACCAGGUUUAACUUACACACUAAUUGCACAUGUUGGAGUUUCGGUUGAACAUCCACAUCUCCAUCUCCAUGGCCAUGGCCAUGGCCAAGUUGAUGUCAUCGCCACCCUUAAACUUGAAUAUCAUGGAUCAGAAACAAAGUAUAUGCAAAUCAUAAGGACUUCUGUUUCCAAAGAGAGGUGGGAGAAGUUAGAGGGUACAUUUGUGUUGCCCGAGAAACCUGACCGAGUUGUGUUAUAUUUAGAAGGACCUGCCCCAGGAGUCAACAUUCUCAUAGAAUCGUUGGUGGUCACUUGUGCUACUUCUCAUGGUAUAGUUGAAAGAUAUGUUGUUAAAGAUGAAAACAUCAUAUUGAACCUUAACUUUGAACCAGUGGUUGAUUUGAUGUAG
This is a messenger RNA of Lactuca saligna, 579 nucleotides long. Lineage: Eukaryota; Viridiplantae; Streptophyta; Magnoliopsida; Asterales; Asteraceae. The record is from the annotation of a GenBank genome assembly.